Molecule: messenger RNA, 1188 nt
Organism: Morchella sextelata
Lineage: Eukaryota; Fungi; Ascomycota; Pezizomycetes; Pezizales; Morchellaceae
Exons: 2
Coding region: 1-1188 (395 amino acids)
Cellular component (GO): cytoplasm; nucleus
Molecular function (GO): heat shock protein binding
Source: RefSeq, a predicted model, not a curated record
AUGUCAGACUCCGAAGAUAAUUCCACCGCAGAUUCAGGCAGCUUCCCUUUGCCGCCUUCCUCUAUAAACCCUUACACAGUCCUCUGCAUCCCACCCACCUCUACCGUAAAUGAAAUACGAGCUGCAUACCGCCGUCUCGCGCUUCAAACACAUCCCGACAAAGUGCCACCCGCAGAGCGUGAAGCUGCGCAUGUCAAGUUCCAAGAGAUAGCCUUCGCAUACGCCAUUUUAAACAACGAGGACCGGCGUGCACGCUAUGAUGCUACAGGAAGCACAAGUGAGGAUGUCUUUGAAGAGGGUUUUGACUGGAAGGAUUUCUUUCGAGCUCAGGUAAAGGAUCUCGUGAGUCCAGAGGCUGUAGAGAAGUUUAAGAAGGAGUACCAAGGAUCGGACGGGGAGCGUUCAGCAGUUCUACAGGCGUAUACAGAUACUAAAGGUUCCCUCGAUGAGAUAUUUCAGCGCGUCAUGGUUUCCAGCGUUCUCGAUGAUGAGGAUCGUUUCAGGAUAAUGAUCCAGCAAGCUAUCGAUGCCGGCGAAGUAGAAUCCUACAGAGCAUUUACCAAGGAGUCUGCGAAAUCUAAGAAGGCACGACGGGACUUGGCCGAGAGUGAGAAGAAAGAAGCAGAGGAGUACGCAAAGGAGUUGGGCGUAUGGGACGUGUUAUUUGGAGAGAAAAAGAAACGUAAGGAAGAGCAGGAAGCUGCAGAGGCAGUGGGAGACGUGGAAAUGCAUGAAGCCCAGGACGAGGAAGACGAGGAUGAAGAGACUGCAGAAAGUACAAGCGGUAAAGGAAAGGGGAGAACUGCGAAAAAGGCUGAGCCGGCGGGUAGGCCUAAUACGCGAGUUGAGAAGAAGACGAAAGCAAAGAAGGAGGACGACACAUCCGCCCUCGAGAACCUGAUCAAGAACCGGCAGGCGGAUCGACAGGCAGGCUUUCUAGCUAGUUUGGAAGCUAAGUAUGGUGUUGAUGGAAGUGAGGUCAAGAAAGAGAAGAAAGGCAGGAAGACAGGUAGGGGCAGAAAAGCUGUCGACGAGGAUCUAGACGGAGAUGCCGCGGAACCAACAGAGGAGGAAUUCCAAGCUGCUAAGAAAAAGCUCGAAAGCAGAGGAGGAAAGAAGAGGAGUGGGGAGAAUGGGAAAGCAGAAAACAGCACAGGAGAGAGGCGUUCAAAGAGAAACAAACCUUAA